Messenger RNA from Gadus morhua (Atlantic cod), 2517 nucleotides. It is a transcript of the gene mindy1, whose product is annotated as MINDY lysine 48 deubiquitinase 1. The coding region runs from base 457 to 2040 and encodes 527 amino acids. Gene Ontology annotation, cellular component: cytosol; cell periphery. The transcript is spliced from 12 exons. Gene Ontology annotation, biological process: protein K48-linked deubiquitination. NCBI's taxonomy places the organism in Eukaryota, Metazoa, Chordata, Actinopteri, Gadiformes, Gadidae. The record is from RefSeq and is a predicted model, not a curated record. Gene Ontology annotation, molecular function: K48-linked deubiquitinase activity; cysteine-type carboxypeptidase activity; cysteine-type deubiquitinase activity.
GCGUGGCCUCCGCGACGGACGGAAUGUAAACAGCUAGCCUAGCAUGUUAGCAUGCCCCGUCACUCACUGGGGGCCGAACCCACAACCGAGCAGGAGCUAGCAGUCAGUAUAUGGAUGUAAAUCGGCAGAAUCGCGGCUCCAGCAGUAAGUGAGAGUGGAUGUGACGGACCUGGUGUCGGAGCGGACCAGUGAAGGUUUAACAGCUGACGGCUUGGUUAGCUGGGAGGCUAAUGCUAGCUAGUGGAAGUUGUGGGGAAGAAUGACAACACUCUUCAUCCACUGACCGGAAGCCGCUACUAUUGACCAGUCCAUAUAUGGUGUAGAUUUAUCUAUAUUAUAGAGAUAUAUCUAUAGAAUAAGCAAUUUCUCUAAGUGACUGACACUUUGUCUGCUGUGGAUCAUGAAGCCUGAAUAAAACAGAGUGUCAAAACCGUCGGCCCCGCGUCUCCUGGUGCCAUGGAAACCGGAAGCCACGCCCCUCCCCUGGUCGGGGACAACCAACAUGAAGACCCCGCCCACAACCUCACGCCAGACAAAGUCCUGAAACAGGAAGUGACACGCUUGCCUGAAGUACUUCCUGUGGCCACUGAGUGUCCCGUCGCCACCGUGGAGGAAGAUGAGCUCUCUGUUGAGGAGAGGCAGGACAUAGGUGGGUACCUGGAUGUGAAGGAGAGCUCACCUGUGCUCACAGCAGGCGUGUCUCCGGAGCCGCGCCCCUCCAGCGUCUCGGCCUCCGUCUCCGUCCCCAGCCCGGAGCUGUCGGCGGGGAGCGAGGCCGCAGGAAAGUGCCUGGAUGACGAGGCGCUGCCCCCCGCCCUCUCCGCCCUGGCCCUGGGGGGGGCGGCGGCCUCCGCUGAGCGGCCCUGUCCACAGGGGGCCGACGCCCGCCCAGAGUCCGGCACCACAGUUCCCGGGUCGUCCACAGGGGGCGGCGGCGCGGCCAUGCCGGCAUACUACCUGGUGAAGUGGAUCACCUGGAAGGAGAAGAAGACUCCCAUCAUCACCCAGAGUGAGAACGGGCCCUGCCCCCUGCUGGCCAUCAUGAACACGCUGUUCCUCCGCUGGAAGGCAAAACUUCCUCCUCAGACGGAAGUUAUUACAACAGAGGACCUGAUGGCUCACCUAGGAGAGUGUGUGUUGUCAGUCACACCGAGAGAGAAGACAAACGCCAUGGAGCUCAACUUCCAACAGAACAUGAGCGAUGCGAUGGCCGUGCUGCCCAAGCUGUCCACCGGCCUGGACGUCAACGUGGGCUUCAGCGGCGUCUCCCACUUCGAGUACACCCCCGAGUGCAUCGUGUUCGACCUGCUGGACAUACCGCUGUACCACGGCUGGCUGGUGGACCCCCAGAGCCCUGAGGUUCUGGCUGCGGUGGGGAAGCUGAGCUACAACCAGCUGGUGGAGAAAAUCAUCGACUACAAACACUCUGAGGACAGCAGCAGAGUCAGUGAAGGCCUGGUGGCGGAGCAGUUCCUGGAGUCCACGGCCACCCAGCUGUCGUACCACGGCCUCUGUGAGCUCAGCUCCACCGUCCAGGAGGGCCAGCUGUCGGUCUUCUUCAGGAACAACCACUUCAGCACGCUCAUCAAACACCAGGGCCACCUGUACCUGCUGGUGACUGACCAGGGCUUCCUGGGGGAGGAGGGGCUGGUGUGGGAGUCGCUCCACAACGUCGAGGGGGACGGCAACUUCUGCGACGCCGACUUCAGGCUCUGCCACCCCCCCCAGAGGACCCCCCAGCCCCCCCUGCAGGAACAGAGACAGAUAGACCAGGACUACCUGGUGGCGGUGUCCUUGCAGCAGGCCCAGGGCGAGGCCCCCGGGGCCCUCAGCGACCUAGAGCUGGCCCAGCGCCUCCAGCAGGAGGAGUACCAGCAACAACAACAACAACAACAACUAGCACCACAACAACCGCCGACCCCGCCCCCAGCAGCAGCCGCCGCUCCGCAGGCGCCCUCCCAGGUCAGAGGUCAGGCGGCCGGGCAGCAGGGAGCCAGCAGCAGGAGGAGAGACCGAGAGUCGGACUGCGUCCUCUUGUAGCCUUCAUCAUCAUCCUCAUCAUUCUCCACCCCCUGCUCAGUACAGCCAGAAGAUGUUCUGAAGGUCAAUGUUCUGGCGCCUUCUGCUCCUCUUGCUUCUCUCCCCUCUACCAGUUUAACCAGUGUCCCGUCGCUCUACCAUUCACCCGUUUAACCAGUGUCAUAUCGCUCUACCAUUCACCCGUUUAACCAGUGUCAUAUCGCUCUACCAUUCAGCCGUUUAACCAGUUUCCAGUCGCUCUACAAUUCAGUUUAACUCGUCUGUUGUUUGGAAUAAAGUUGUUCAAUAUCCACACAGUAGCCAAUGUACUGCAAAACCAUUGGUCGAUCCCACAGUCCUCACGUGUUCACCCAUUGGUCGAUCCCAGUGCCCCUCACCCAUUGGUCGAUCCCAGUGUUCUCCUGGUUUGUUCUGUCAGAUGAUCCUUCGUGUCUUCUGUAAGUCGGCCUCCCAGGAUAAUAAACAACAAAAACAGUA